This is a messenger RNA of Hibiscus syriacus, 1028 nucleotides long. RefSeq lists its product as uncharacterized. The transcript is spliced from 6 exons. The record is from RefSeq and is a predicted model, not a curated record. NCBI's taxonomy places the organism in Eukaryota, Viridiplantae, Streptophyta, Magnoliopsida, Malvales, Malvaceae. Bases 285 to 1010 code for a protein of 241 amino acids.
CGGGCGAAUGAAGCUGAUGGCCGUCGGUCGAUAAAUAUAUAUUAAAAAAAGGAAAGUCGUGCGAGUUGGGAAUUAUCGGGCGAUUGGAGUAGAUAUCUGGUUAUCGAUCGAUGAGCUUCAUUUUGGCCUUUGGCGUCUGUUGGUUCAUAUAAAGGCAAGGUUUUUUGGCGAAAGAAUAGAUUUGUGUCCAGCGAAAGGAAAGUUCCCUCAUAGCAUUUUCUUUUAACUGCAAUCAAUUCUCGGGGUACUGCAAGACUCCAAGCAAAUUCUGCACUUGGCUAACCAUGGAGGAUUGUUCAUCACAUGGAUCAACUUCAUGUUUUUACUCACAGAUGCUAUAUAAAUUACGAUUUGAAGUCGACAAUGAGACUGAUGGGAUCUCUAGCUCUGUUAUAAAGGGUGAACCUGUGGAAUAUCUAAACGACUUCCAAAUUACGGGUGCUGAUUCAAAUACAGAAACAGGAUGGGCUGAAUCUAAACCUACUCCAAUGGAAAGAGAACUGAAAAGAAAACGUUAUGGAAGGCGCAAGAGCUCGGUAACGUUAAAGAAAACAGAUGAAAAGAUUGCUGAUAUGAAAGGGACGCUGCAGAAGAAAAUAGAUUCACUUUCUGGUAUACUUAAAUACAUUGAACGGGAACUGCAGGAGGAAAUAGAUGAGAAUUUGUAUAUGACUAUGCGCUUGAAAGAGAAACAGAAGAUAAAAGAUGAACAGAUCGCUGAGGUUAAACUCUUGGCAAAGAAACUUGAUCGAUUAAGAGUUGAGACAGAAGAGGAAACAGGAUUGACGCUUUCCCUUCACAGGCAGCAACUUAAGCCUCAAAGUUUUACUCUCCAAAGAGCAACUGAUCCGCAUAUCAUUGGAACGAACUCUGAUUCUGUUGACAAGGAACGACGUGGAACUAACUUUGAAAAUGUUGGCAAGUUUUCAUCAAUGGAACUUGCUGCAUCCCAUACCAUAUCAAAUCGCUGUGCAAAAGGAGCUGACUUUCUUAGGAAACUUGAAGUUUGAUGAUGAGAGUAGAGUGAA